Molecule: messenger RNA, 1448 nt
Organism: Helianthus annuus (common sunflower)
Lineage: Eukaryota; Viridiplantae; Streptophyta; Magnoliopsida; Asterales; Asteraceae
Product: CMP-sialic acid transporter 1
Exons: 8
Coding region: 211-1203 (330 amino acids)
Biological process (GO): pyrimidine nucleotide-sugar transmembrane transport
Cellular component (GO): Golgi membrane
Molecular function (GO): pyrimidine nucleotide-sugar transmembrane transporter activity
Source: RefSeq, a predicted model, not a curated record
AAUAUAGCUCGUGUAUCAAACAAAGCAAAUGGGCUAACAUGUCUUGAUUAAUAUUGCGUUCAAGUGUUUUAACUCUAGAGUUGCACAAAGCAAAGCCCUUUUUUAUAUUUGAUAGUGAUUAAUACAGAGCUUCUGCUUCUUCUUCUUCUUCUUCCUGGGCUGUGUGUAAGCAAAUCAAAUCAAGGAUCGAAGAAAUCGCUGGAGAAUGAGAUGCAGUGGUACGUCGUAGCAUCGCUCCUCACUCUUCUCACCAGUUCUCAGGGAAUUUUGACAACAUUGUCACAGAGCGAUGGGGGAUACAAGUAUGACUACGCAACUAUUCCUUUUCUUGCUGAGAUCUUUAAGCUUGUGGUAUCUAGCAUCUUUCUCUGGAGAGAGUGUAAGAAAUCCCCUCCUCCAAGAAUGACAACAGAAUGGAAGACUGUUCGCUUGUACCCUAUCCCCUCUAUUAUAUACCUCAUCCAUAAUAAUGUUCAGUUUGCCACCCUCACAUAUGUUGAUACAUCCACAUAUCAAAUCAUGGGAAAUUUAAAGAUUGUCACUACAGGAAUAUUAUUUAGGUUGUUCUUGAAGAGGAAGCUAUCCAAUUUACAGUGGAUGGCAAUAGUUUUAUUGGCUGUUGGAACAACCACAAGUCAGGUUAAAGGAUGUGGAGAAGCAUCUUGUGACUCCCUGUUCUCAUCACCAAUUCAGGGGUACAUGUUGGGCGUCUUGUCUGCUUGUCUUUCGGCCCUGGCUGGGGUUUAUACAGAAUUUUUAAUGAAGAAGAAUAAUGACACCUUAUAUUGGCAGAAUGUUCAGCUGUAUACGUUUGGGGCAAUUUUUAACAUGGGGCGGCUUUUUCUGGAUGACUUUAGAGGAGGUUUUGAGAACGGGCCUUGGUGGGACCGCCUUUUCAAUGGCUACACCAUCACAACAUGGCUGGUGGUAUUAAAUCUAGGUUCCACUGGUCUUCUGGUGUCAUGGUUAAUGAAGUAUGCUGACAAUAUCGUGAAGGUGUACUCGACAUCAAUGGCUAUGCUGCUGACAAUGGUUUUAUCAGUGUUCCUCUUUACUUUCAAACCAACAUUACAACUCCUUUUGGGUAUUAUUAUCUGCAUCAUGUCGCUACAGAUGUACUUCGCACCUCCAAGCACACUUGUAGAUUUGCCUGUGUCUGUGCCGGCAUCUCAAAGCGUCCCUGUUAAAGCAGCAGACACUUGACUGGCAAUGGGUCAAACAAACAAACAGAUUUUGUUUUUGUUUCAACAGCAAAGAAGUAUGUAUCUGCCGGUAGGUAUUGUAUGUAGGACGAGACUGUUAAAAAGUUACUAGGGCUUAUUGAAUUGAUGACAUUCCCAUCUUGAAGAUGGUCUUGCAUGGUUCAAACAACAUCAUAUAAUUGUUGCAUUCAUUUUGCAGUACGUACCUACGUACGUUAUAAUUAAAGAAACUAAGGUUGAGAUGUU